CAGCAAAGAUCUGGUUAGUGUGUCUCUGGCCUCCUCUCAGCGAGUUCGUCAACGGGACUCAGCUGGGCACACUCCCCGUCCCUGGUCUUAUCUAACCUUCUCAGCCACAACUUCUCUCCCAUCCAACGUACUCCUGACCAUGAUUUUCCAUUCCUAGUUCUUCUUCUUUCCUUCCUCGUUUCCUGGGCACGUUAUCGUUUUCUUUUCUUAAUCACAGUCUCAAGCGCUGCUCUCGUUCCCACCCUUCACCUCUGAUUUAAAGGGACUCCUCGUGCAAUUCAUAUACGAGAAUAAUUUUAAGAUUUCUGCUUUUAACACGAUUUCUGGUGUGGCCCUUCCCUCUCCGUCCCCGCUGAGUGAGCCUGCAAUUUUUCCCGACCUGGACUUUCCUCGUUGAACUAGUGCCCUUUCCUCCCAUCCUUUUCCAUCUCUUUUUCUUCCUCCUCCUUCUCCUCCUCCUCUCCUCCCGCAAGUGAAAUGGGUGCCGUCAAGAAGACUCGGUGUGGAAUGGUGCCAGCGCGGGUAUCCCUCGCGUUGCUCACCUCCAUCGGGGUGGUGGUGCUGUACGUCCUUAGGAUCAACAUGUCCGUCGCCAUCGUUGCCAUGGUCAAGCCUGUCCGCUCACGAGAUGCCUUCAAUGCCAGCAGAGGAGCAGUCUCUAAGGCCUACUGCUCCUCCCUCACCGCUGCCUCCAAUGUGAACGCAACGGCUUACGAAGACUAUGGGGAGUUUGGGAACCUUGGCUUUAAUGCAACGGAACAAGAUGAUUGGGACGAGAGCGAGGAUUCAGAUAAGCUUGCCCUCACCAGCACAGAGAGAGGGAUGGUGCUUGGUGCCUUUUUCUACGGGUACUUCGCCACAAAUAUUCCCGGCGGGCGGCUGGCGGAGGAGUACGGCACGAAGAGAGUGUUUGGGGGGUCCAUUCUCAUCUCUGCCCUGCUCACGCUGCUCAUCCCCGUGGCUGCCAGGGAGAGCUACAUCUUCUUGAUCCUGCUCAGAGUCAUCAUCGGUCUAGUCAAUGGCGUCGUGUAUCCAGCAAUGAACGUGAUGGUUGCCCGCUGGAUUCCACCCCUUGAGAGAGCCCGCUUUAUGUCCGUCUCCUAUAUGUCGAAUUCUUUGGGCACCAUUUUGACGCUGCCAGUGUGUGCCUUGAUUGCCGACACGAUGGGGUGGCCUGCCGUCUUUUACAUCACUGGCGGGGCGUCGCUGUUUUGGGUGGCGGCGUGGCUCCUUCUAAUGCAUGAUACCCCCGAGGAGCACCCGAGGAUCAGCCCCGAGGAGAAGAAAUAUAUCCUGGAGGCCAUCAAAGAGGAGCAGAGCCAGGCCAAGCCCACCCAGACCCCGUGGUGCACUAUUCUCUGCAGCCUUCCGCUCUGGGCUAUCACAAUUGCUCACACUGGCUGUAUGUUCGGCUUCAACCUCCUCCUGACGCAGCUUCCCUCCUACAUGGACAGCAUCCUUGGCUUCUCAAUCACCAGCACCGGCCUGCUCUCCUCUCUGCCCUUCCUCUCGCAAUUCCUGGCCGGCAUCGUCUCGGGGGUCGUGGGAGACUGGCUGGUGAGCAGCGGCCACAUCGGCGUGCACAACUCCAGGAGGCUCUUCUGCACCAUCUCUGUGCUCCUGCCGGGACUCCUGAUCGUGCUGGUGGGCUACAUGGGCUGCAACACGACCAUGGCGGUGGUGGUCUUGUGCCUCAGCUCGGCCUUCGUCGGUACCAUGUGCUCCGGCCAGCUGGCGAACACUCAUGACCUGUCCCCGAACUAUUCAGGCACCAGUAUGGGAAUCAGCAACACGUUCGCCUAUGCAGUGUCCAUGUGCGUGCCAGUCAUCGCCGGUGCCAUGACUCCCGACCAGACGCUGGAGGAGUGGAAGGGAGUGUUCUGGCUGACGGGCGGGAUCCAGACUUUCUGCUGGCUGUUCUUCCUGGUCUUCAGCUCCGUCGAGGUGCAGCCUUGGAAUAACGGCAAACCUUCCUGCGACGAAGAGAAAAUGACGAACGGAGGCGUGGUAGAAGUAAAUAAAGGAGAAGGAAACGUGGAGGAGAAACUUCUGAAACCUGUACGAGUAGAUAAGCCUGAGAUAGUGUAGACAAGGCUUCUGCUUGUAUUGCAUCAGUCUGAAACGCACGAUAUCAUCAACACAUACGAAAAAGAAAAUGACGAAGUGGAAAAUUGGCAAUGUAAAAUGUUAAUGUAAUCUCAUUCAUAUUCAUUACCUAGUUUUGUUUUUUGUUUCUCUAUCUUAUUCCAUUUCAUUAAAGAGUAAAAGUUUGAUGAAA
Molecule: messenger RNA, 2278 nt
Organism: Portunus trituberculatus (swimming crab)
Lineage: Eukaryota; Metazoa; Arthropoda; Malacostraca; Decapoda; Portunidae
Product: sialin-like
Exons: 12
Coding region: 478-2088 (536 amino acids)
Biological process (GO): monoatomic anion transport; transmembrane transport
Cellular component (GO): plasma membrane
Molecular function (GO): transmembrane transporter activity
Source: RefSeq, a predicted model, not a curated record